This is a messenger RNA of Engraulis encrasicolus (European anchovy), 1981 nucleotides long. RefSeq names its product SUN domain-containing protein 3-like. Bases 39 to 1559 code for a protein of 506 amino acids. The transcript is spliced from 16 exons. Gene Ontology annotation, molecular function: protein-membrane adaptor activity. NCBI's taxonomy places the organism in Eukaryota, Metazoa, Chordata, Actinopteri, Clupeiformes, Engraulidae. The record is from RefSeq and is a predicted model, not a curated record. Gene Ontology annotation, cellular component: nuclear envelope; meiotic nuclear membrane microtubule tethering complex.
AUAUCCUCACUAUUGAUUCUGCAUCGAACUGCGACGUAAUGUCUCGACGAAGCACACGGCUACUGACGAGCGGUUAUUACUUUGAAGAUGAGGCACAGCAGGUGUCCUACAGAGAGAGCCCUGUGAAGGUGUUCCGGAGGCGUAAGACCCAGUCGGGCUCUGCUAUCCCCUCCCUCUCCUCCUCCUUCUCCAUGGUCUCCUCUGUGGGCUCCGGCCUGCUGGACCAGAGCUUCACCUCCUCCGGCUACUCCUCCUCUGAGGAGCAUGACCAGUCCUGGAGGGUGAGGAGCAGGCUGCCCCGGCGGAGCCAGCGUACCAAUGUGUCUCAGCAGACCGGUAAUCCGAUCCUUAAGAAGAUUUCCAUGUUCUUCUGCGGAGCUGGGCAUGUGGACAAACGCUUCAUGCUAGGCUGCUACCUGCUCUGCUUCUCACUGGUUUUGACACUUCUGGCUUCUGGUGUCCUGUUCCUUGGCCCCUCCACUCCUGUGAAGAUGGCCGAAUCUGGACCUGGAUCUGAUAUGGACUCUGUGACUGCCGCGAUGGUUAUGACGGACCACCUGAGGGACUUCCGCCAUGAGGUCCUUCAGCACAUUGACCAAAGACACGCCACCGUCACCGAUAACUGCGCCAGGCAAAUGGACGAUUUCAAGCGAGAGGUCAGCCUGCUGAAGGAAGACGGUGACCGCCAUCGCCACAUGGCAGAGAUUCUGCAAAUGGAAGUGGCAAACCUGAAGGAUAUGGCAAAAGAUACCAAAGACCGUGACUGGCAGGCACAGACCACUAGAGAGAUCGAUAGUAUGUCUACGAAGGUUGCAGAGUUGAGCAGCAGCAUAUCAGACCUAAACCAUGACCAGCAUAACAUCAAUACACGUAUAGCGGACCAAGACAAAAGCAAAGCUCAGAUGAAGAAGGAGCUGACUGAUUUCCUCAUUAGUUGGAUGCAGGAUAGACAGGGACUUGGACACAUGACGGCCAAGGAUGUUCAUGAUAUUGUCCAAUCGGCUUUGAAUCUCAAUAAAGCAGACGGAACUGGAAUGGCUGAUUUUGCUCUGGAGUCACUUGGGGCCUAUGUGAUCAAGGAUCGCUGCUCAGACACAUAUCGUACCAGGGCUGGUGUUGUCAGCCUGUAUGGCAUACCAUUGUGGUACACCUCCGACAGCCCAUCCACUGUUUUACAGCCUGAGGUGCAUCCUGGGAAGUGCUGGGCCUUUAAAGGCAGUCAGGGUUUUGUCACCAUUGCCCUGUCCCACCCCGUGCGGGUCACCCACGUCAGCCUGGAACACAUCCCCAAGAGUAUCACCCCCACCGGACGCAUCGACAGCGCACCCCGAGACUUUGUUGUUUAUGGCUUCACGGGCUUUGAUGAGCACGAGGAGGGUACCAUCUUGGGGAAGUUCACAUAUGACUCUGACGGCAAACCCAUCCAGACCUUCAAGUUACCGGAUGAAGUGAAUGAGGUGUAUAAUGUGGUGCAGCUGAAGGUCCUGAAUAACUGGGGCAACUCGGACUACUCCUGCAUCUACCGGUUCAGAGUUCAUGGCCAGGCACAGCUAAACUGAGAGAGGCUCUCUACUAUCUCCUAAACCCAUCGUCACCCACCCGCUCCCAUCCUGCAACAAUUUCUAUACCAUCCACCACCACCACCAACCCCUACCCUCGAUUUGAAAAACACCCAACCCAAUCGACUGCCUUACCCCUAAAUACACAGUCCAUCCGAGGCAAACAUCAGACAAACUCCUCACCCCACUACCCAACUCCACAAUGACCCUGGAACCUCCUCAUCACCCACCCUCAUAAACUCCAAAACCCAGCCCAUAACAUCAUGACACCCAACCACCACCACCGCCUCUAGCCACCCACCCUUUUACCCACCCUGCACCAUUCUAAACACCCAACACCCACUUCUAAACCCACCCUUCCUUCCCUUAAUCAAAGUCAUAACUUACAUUAUUUUUUUAAAGAAAAUAAAUAUUUUAUUUUC